AUGAAGUGUGAACACAAGAUUGCGGGCCCCUCGAUCAAGCUCCAGAAUGCAUCCAUCAACCGAGUGAAGCCCAGUGAGAUAGCUGAUCUACUCUACUCGGACAUCCGCAGACAGGAUGGUAGCCAAUUGUUGCCCGGCAAGAUUGGCAACCAAGGUGCGUCUGACCAGCUAGACCAAUACUUCAGAAUCCAGCUCCAGGUGCGCAAGUCCGGGCAGCGCGCACAACAGCGGAUGUGGGCCCAGGCCGAGUCCACCUGGCUGUACUCCCAGGACACAGAUCUCACGGGCAAGAAGGCCCAUCCAAGACAAGACGGCUGUCCCUCGACAAGGAGGAUGGAUGAGGAGCAGGAGGAGAUGGCGAGAUCAUCCCUAUUGGCUUCCCAGCCCUGUCCGAUCUGUCUCGAGCCUUUCGACACUAAUCUUGAUGAGGAGGAGGAGGAGUUCUUCUGGAUCAAUGUGAUUGAGAGCUUGAAUGAAACCAAACAAACCACGGUCUUCUAUCAUGCCACUUGUCAUUUUGAGACCCUUUGUAAUCACAAGAAACGCAUGCAACUGAAGGCAAGAGGGCUUUGUCAACCCAAGAAAGCCUCCCAAGGAAUGUCCUCCGUUGCCAAUGCUUCUGACAACACCAAGCGGCUAGCUAAUCCCCGAGCCUUGUCCCUCACCACCACCCCCUCCGAGUCUAAGAUGGAUAACACUAAUAAGACUCAGCUCGUCCAAUCAAGAGAUCAUCGAGCCAAGAAGGAAAAAGUCAAUCGAUUUUCCUUGGUCAAAUUCUCCGAUCAAGCUGGCUUGGCUCCUGAUAUCAUCAACGUCGUCCGAAGAAGAUCAUCAACGUUGAUGAAGCCUUGUCGUCGUCGAUCUCUCCUGAUCGUGUCGGCUCGCUACAUUGAGCCGAUUGUCAUCGUUCGUCGAAGCGAUUUCAACGCUGCUAGAGGUCGAUUGGUACUUGGUUUCGACGCCUAUUCGAGUUCGGCUGCUAUCGAGUUCGACCGCCUUUCAAGUGAAGGUUUUGAUUCUCCAUCUUGUGAAGGUUGCUGA
Molecule: messenger RNA, 1041 nt
Organism: Puccinia graminis f. sp. tritici CRL 75-36-700-3
Lineage: Eukaryota; Fungi; Basidiomycota; Pucciniomycetes; Pucciniales; Pucciniaceae
Exons: 2
Coding region: 1-1041 (346 amino acids)
Source: RefSeq, a predicted model, not a curated record